ACAUAUUGACUUUUUGGUUCUGCUCUUCUGUUUACGGUUGUGGACAACAAUCCUAGAACAAUGAUGGUGCUUUGCUACUGAAAAUGUGAGGAUGAGAGCGCUACAGACGGGAUAAGAACUUUUGAGACCGUCAGAUUUCCAAGAGGUUGAAAAGGGGCUUAUAUUUGUUCGCUAGCUACCAAAUUUGCCAACAUUGGUUUCAAUUGACGCUUUUGCUAGCUAGUACGUGGCUAUUUAGCUAGCCAACGAACGUCGUAGCUAGCUACCAGCUAGUAACUGACCAGUGAUAUCUGAGUAUAGUUAGCUAGCUCGCUACUCGAAACUGUGAGCCAGUUCCAGCUUUCCAUCUAGCCCGCUAGCUAUAUCGGUUCCUUCAAACUGUUAUAGCAAAUUUGUAUGUUUUUUUUGUGACAGCCAAUGUUCGGUAGCGACGUUAGUAUACCACCGUCUGGCCCUGCGAGCUAACCUAGCUAGUAAAGUGUAGCUAUCAGAUUGUCCAGACAAGACAACGUUAGCUGGCAUAUGUUAUUUAAUAGCUCUUGAAUAGUGCCAUGAUUGCACUUCAAUCUUUAGCUAACAAGACAUAACGUGACAUUAAGCUCGAGGCACCUGCAUGACCGGUAUCUCCGGACUCCAAAGAGGAGCUGAACUGUCUUAAUUUCCCACCGUGUGGCAUUGAAAUUAAAAGAACCAGCCCCAUGACUACACAUUGGGUGUGAACGAGGGGUCAACAUCAGGACAAAUGUCUCUCCUGCUGAUCGUCAUACUAGCACUUCUCCUGUUCCUGCUCCUAUCUGUUCUACUCUUCAGAUGGUUAAUAUGCAGCCUGGCGGUACGGUUCUUCCACAACACACUGAACGCUGAGCUGAAGAUCAAAUCAGUAGGGCUCUUUUCAGUGCAUGGAAUAAGUAUCCAGUUUCAGCCCCAGCACACUCUGGAAAUAGACAGGAUAUGGAUUUCAAGCAAACUUUUAAACCAGAACCUGCCGAGGUGCCUGGCGUUGUGUGUGGGCGAGACCAGAGUGAGAGUGGACUUGCAGCAGCCUCUAAGACCUCGGGCGCCUAAGAGCCGUGAUGGAGGAGAUUCAGGGAAGGUUCCCCUUAGCCCUGCAGCCCUGCGGUUCCUUUCCCAGCUGCUGUCUUUCCAUAUUGACUCCAUCAAUGUGAUGGUGCUAAACCUAGCCCUGUCAGAGUCUUUAUGGUACAUGACCACCUCAAGUAUCGACUUACUGCUCGACCACCAGGGCAAAAGGUUGGCCUGGGAAUUUUCUGUUGGACAGCUGAGCAGUAAAGUGCUUAAAAGCAGUCGAUUGCAGGAUACAUGUCUGGCAGAGGUGUCCCUGAGCCUGGUGCUGUCUGGCGAUGUCAGCCUGCCAGAGCUGCGUCCAGGCCGACUGGCCCUGUGUGUGAGAACACUGCUGGCUGAGCUGCACGAGGGCCUGUUCCUCAGCCAGCUACUGCUUCCACCUCCUCUGGAGAGCACUCUCUCUGCAGACGAAUGGGAAAAGGACGAGUAUAUCCAGACUGACGCAGUGGAGCAGUUUCAUCAGGUGGUGCCCCAGAAGGUCAACAUGGAGUUUGAGAAUACUAGUAUAACCCUGUCCAUGCACAGCCAGAAAAGACACUUGAACUGGACCCUAAAGUCUCUGAAGGUGGGAUACGGACGUGAGGACGAGCAGCUGCCCCUCAGGAGCUUCACCCCUGAGAUGAGCUUCCCUCAGAGCAGCCUGGAGCUACUUCUGGAGGAUGGGCUUCUCCUCUCCCAGAGCAGACAGAGAAUCCUUUGCCUUAACACCCUCAGGACUGUCCUGCAGGUGACAUCAGUGGACAUUUCAGGGUCAGUCACAGUCAACACCUGCAUCAUCCACUACCGUCACCAGGAGUUCUCCCAUUGGCUAGACCUGCCCCACCCCCUGGCAAACAUGUGUGGGGGAACCCUCAUCCUGGACUCCCUUACACUGCAGGGGAGCUUCAACAAGCCCCAGAGUGAGUCCAGUAGUCAUUCUGAAAGUGUGAGUGUGGAGUCCAAUCUGAAGGGCCUACAGCUGGAGGUGUCCGAGCUUGAAGGCUCCUCACAGAGACCAUGCGAGCCACUCUGUCCCUCAGCCCAAACCCCCAACCCUGUCCUCAGCCUCUCCACCCUGGCCAUCUGCUACCACGUCGCCACCGGGAACUUGGAGGUCCAGUGUGAAGAGGAGCUGGCAGUGCAGUGGACGCCAUCAGACCACAUGUUUUUAUAUCACCACGUGAAAGAGAGCCAGGGUUGCUGGGAUACUCUGUGUGACUCUCUAGGACUGACAGAGAAAAGAAAUGACGAGAGUUUACCAGAUCCUCCAGAGAGUGGAUCUACUAAGACUUCUCCAGCCCACAGUACGGUCAAGGACCUGUCUGUGCGUGUAGAACUGGGCAGAACCCGCUUCACAGCCCAGGUGACAGAGCACAACUACCUCCUGCUGCACACAGACGCCCUGUCCCUCUCCACUCACUCCGGCUCCAUGAACGUCCGCUCUCCACACAUGUUUCUCAACUUCGACGGCAACGACAUAUUCUCCUUCAAGGGCCUGGAGGUCCAGACGCACCCUGAUCAGUCCCUGGACCAACGCCACCUCUUUCCCUUCCUCUCCACCCGACACAACCGUGCCUGGGUGAUCACCUGCCCCUGCCUGGCCGUGGAGUUCCCCUACCAGUACAACUUCUCCAACACCUUUGACAAGUUCAUCAGCGUUCAGAAGUGGCUCAAGUCCCUGCACAGCAGCCCUGGUCAGACCCCAGGCCCCCAGUGCCUGCCCCCAGACCUGGUCUUCAAGAUCAGCCAGUUCUCCUUCGUCUUCCUGGAUGACGUUUUCGAGAUCAAGCUGAGGGACAACUACGAGCUGAUGAAGGAUGAGAGCAAGGAGAGCUCCAAGAGGCUCCAGCUGCUGGACAAGAAGGUGGCUGACCUACGGAAGCAGCACGGAGAACUGCUGCCUGCCAGGAAGAUAGAAGAGCUGUAUACGUCUCUAGAGCGCAAACACAUAGAGAUCUACAUCCAGCGCUCCCGUCGCCUCUACUCCAACACGCCCAUGAGGAAGUCUAUGCUGACCUGGACGGUGUCCGACUUGGAGCUGGUGGCCCUGGCCGACCAGUCCCUCCAUGGGCCGGAGCGCGUCCGCGAGCAGCUGAGGGACAUCGACGGAGUCAGCCCCUUCCCCAGAGACGGGCUGCCCCUGGUUGUCCAGUGGUGCCGGGCAGUCACGUUCAACCUCACUGCCUUCCUAGUGAGAAUCCGGGACUAUCCUCGUUACUUGUUUGAGAUCCGGGACUGGGAGCUGUCAGGCCGCUUGAUCGGGACAGAGCAGGACGGGCAGGGCCGGGCUCGCCGAAGGCAGACUGUGCCACUUGGCCAGCCAUGGGGCGACAUAACCGUCCACAGGAACAUGCCACCACUCAAGUUCUACUGCGAUUUCAAAUCCAAUAUAURCUUGUAUACUAUAGUGUGGGGGCCUUGCUGGGACCCAGCCUGGACCCUGAUUGGCCAGGUGGUUGAUCUGCUGACCAAACCCACGGUUGACCCCUCCCCUACUUUGGCCUGGUGGGACAAGAGUCGUCUGCUGGUACAUGGACGCUGGAUCAUGGACAUGGAACAGGCCAACCUCCAUCAGCUGGCCACAGAGGACCCCUAUAACACUACAGAGAACAUGCACUGGGAAUGGAACAAAGUCAACUACGAGUGGUGUCCUGGGCAGUUUGUCUUCAAAGGUGACAUGGAUGUCAACGUCAGGACAGCCUCCAAGUAUGACGACAUCUGUUUCCUGCACCUGCCAAAUCUGUGCAUGACCCUUGACCUCCAGUGGCUUUGUCAUGGCAACCCCCAUGACCAUCACGCUGUAAUGCUCUGCUGUGCAGAGAAUGUAGCUGAUGUGACGUCAGGACAACCUCACGACUCCUUCAGAGCCUUCCGCUCAGAGAACCUCAACCUCUCCAUCACCAUGGACCUCAACCAACACUGUGGCACAGAGCCGUGCCAGCCCAGAAUCCUCCUGUACAGCAGUACCCUGCGCUGGAUGCAGAACUUCUGGGCCACCUGGACCAGCGUUUCCAGACCCAUCUGCAGAGGCAAACUCUUCCACAGCCUCAGACCCAUCCGAAAGAAGCUGGGCCAGCACUACAAACAGAUGUCCUAUACAGCAGCCUUUCCUCAACUACAAGUGCAUUACUGGGCCUCCUUCGCUCAGCAGAGGGGCAUCCAGGUGGAGUGCAGCAAAGGCCACGUCUUCACCAGAGGGGCUCAGAGACUCAUCCCACAGGCGGGCACGGUGAUGAGGAGGCUGAUCUCUGAGUGGAACGUGACCCAGAUGGUGUCAGAGCUGUCCCUGAUGACGGUGCACCUCAUGGCCUCCACCUGGGAUGAGACGGCUGACCACCAGAUCAACGCCCAGGUGAAGAAGACCCACCUGCUCGGCCUGUCCUCCCUCAGUUACCAGCGCCAGAGCAACCGUAUGGAGGAGGAGGGGAACUCAAAAGAUGAGGCGAAUGCCCCCUACACCCACAAGCUGUGCCUGGUUGACCUGCGAGCCUCCUGGACCACCACUAACAGGAACAUAGCGUUCGGUCUGUACGACGGCUACAAGAAGGCAGCCGUUCUCAAGCGGAACCUCUCCACAGAGGCUCUGAAGGGCCUGAGGAUAGACACAACAUUGCAAGCUGCCAAGAAGCUCAAGCGCUCUUUGUCCAACUACUCCGGCGGCCCCAGCACGGCCCCCUCCACCCCAACCAUGCCCAGCACCAGCCGCCCUGAGAAGAGCCAGCACGAAGGGACGUCCAUGCUGCAGAAGCUGAUUGAGGAGACUGAUAAGUUUGUGGUGUUCUCAGAGGAGGACUCUGGCGUGAGUGAUCAACUGUGUGGCAUCGCUGCCUGCCAGACAGACGACGUCUACAACCGCAACUGGUUCAUCGAGCUGGUCAACUGUCAGAUGAUGCUGCGUGGCACAGAGACAGCUGGCUGCGUGCUGGUGUCUGCUGCCAAGGCUCAGCUGCUGCAGUGUGAGCACCACCCYGCCUGGUACAGCGACACCCUCAAGCAGAAGACCACCUGGACCUGUCUGCUUGACGGCAUGCAGUACUUUGCCACAAUGGAGCCAAACCCCUCAGAGCAGGAGGACUGGCAGUUGUGGCUUGAGGUGAAAAACAUUGAGGAGCACAGGCAGCGUCACCUGGACUCAGUGCUGGAGCUGAUGGAGAGUGGCCAGGCUGUUGGAGGCAUGGUCAGCACCACAACAGACUGGAACCAGCCGGCCCAGGUGAAUGACACCCAGCAGGUCCAGCGUAUCAUCUCUCGUUGCAGCUGUCGCAUGUACUACAUCGGCUACAGCCACGACAUCGACCCUGAGCUGGCCACGCAGAUCAAACCCCCAGAGAUACGGCGCAACGAGAAGGAAGACCUGCUGAAAAAACAAGCUGGGGCUGUGGACACCUUCACCCUCAUUCACCAUGACCUGGAGAUCUCCACCAACCCUGUGCAGUAUGCUAUGAUCCUGGACAUCGUCAACAACCUACUGCUGCACGUUGAGCCCAAACGCAAGGAGCACAGUGAGAAGAAGCAGCGAGUGCGUUUCCAGCUGGAGAUCUCCAGUAACCCAGAGGAGCAGCGCAGCAGCAUUCUACACCUGCAGGAGGCCGUCAGGCAGCACGUGGCCCAGAUCAGACGCCUGGAGAAACAGAUCUACUCCAAUAUCAGGGCCCAGCCUGAGGAUCUGAGAGGAGAUGAGCUGUCAGAGAUCAACGUGAGGCUGCAGAACCAGCUCAAUCAGGAGAAGACRGACAUGCAGAUGAAGAGUGAGGAGCUCAACAUCCUCAUCAGAUGUUUUAAAGACUUCCAGCUGCAGAGGACCAAUAAGCUGGAGCUGCGUAAGCCGCCGGAGGACGUGAGUGUGGUUCGCAGGACAGAGAUCUGCUUUGCCCAGGCCCGCUGGUGUCUCACUGAGGAGGAUGGACAGCUGGGCAUCGCUGAGCUGGAGCUGCAGAGGUUCAUGUACAGCAAGCUGAACAAGUCAGACGACACAGCAGAGCAUCUCCUGGAACUGGGCUGGUUCACCAUGAACAACCUGCUCCCCAACGCUGCAUACAAGGUGGUGUUGCGUCCUCAGAGCCCGUGUCAGUCUGGCCGUCAGUUUGCCCUGCGCAUCUUCAGUAAGGUCCGCCCCCCUGUGGGAGGCAUCUCAGUCAAGGAGCACUUUGAGGUGAACGUGGURCCUCUCACCAUCCAGCUCAUGUACCAGUUCUUCAAAAGGAUGAUGGGAUUCUUCUUCCCAGGAAGGAAUGUGGAGGAGGAGGAAGUUGCUGAUGAGGAGGACAAGUCCCGAAUGGUCACUACUGGCAUGCCUGUCAUCAAGCCUCGGCAGCUCUCGGAGGACACCAUGGGAGUCAUGGGCCCCAGCAAAGGGGUCACCCAGGGCUUGAACCGAACCUCUGGGGUCAGGAGGUCCUUCCGAAAGGCUGUUGAGCAUCCUGUAGAUGACAUCGACAAGAUGAAGGAGAGAGCAGCCAUGAAUAACUCCUUCAUCUACAUCAAGAUCCCCCAGGUUCCCCUGUGUGUCAGCUAUAAGGGAGAGAAAAGCAGUGUUGACUGGAAGGAUCUGAACCUGGUUCUGCCUUGUCUGGAGUACCACAACAACACAUGGACCUGGCUGGACUUUGCCAUGGCUGUUAAGAGGGACAGCAGGAAAGCACUUGUAGCACAGAUGAUAAAGGAGAAGCUGCGUCUGAAGCCGGCGUCGGGCUCUGACUCUCGGAGCAAGGCGUUUGAGGGGAAGUCAGACAGUAGCAUGCAACAGCAGCAGGAGGAGGAUGAGAAGGCCCGACUCCUCAUCGGUCUCAGCAGCUCAGACAAGAGCUCCAGCAAGAAGAGCAUCUUCAGCCGACGCAAGUGACCKAUAGGCCUACAUAAACUCACACUGAAACAGUACUGUACUGGACCACUGCGCUCUAGUCUAUGGAAGUGUCCCAAAUGGCACCCUAUACCCCACAUAGUGAACUACUUUCGAACAGGGCCCUAUGGUUCCUGGUCAGAAGUAGUGUACUGUAUAGAGAAUAGGGUGCCAUUUGGGAUGCAGUCUAUGGCAGCUACAGUAGCACACACCCAGCCCAGGGAAUCAUGGAGAGGUCAAUGUCUUUACUAGCGUAUUAUCUGAUGACACUUGACCUGGUCAAAUACUGUAUGCUCUGGUGUGAAGAUGGAGGUAGCAGGUCAUUAUGGGGAACAGAGACUGAUAAUAAAACACACCCUGUUCUUUCUUACCUGGAGGGGGACAAACUACGGCCUGCGAGCCAAGUCCGGCACGCCAGCCAAUUAAAUAUGGCCCACGAUGGCUGAAAUUUCUUAUUUUUGGUUAAACUACUCCAGGCCAUAUUUGAACGUAUAAAACUAUAUAGAACGUAUCUAAGAAUUCUCUCAACUGCUGUCCAAUGAAGCAUGUAUUUUCAUGUAUGACCAGGGCCCGUAUUCAAUGUGUCUGAGUAGGGGUGCUGAUSUAGGAUCAUAUCCCCUCCUGUCCAUAUAACUGUAUUUGUUAUGAUCUAAAAAUCACAACUGAUCCUAGAUCAGCACUCUUUUUCUAAGAGGUGUUAUGGAUACGGGACCCACUUCUCUGCUAAAAACAUACCAGGGUCUUAUUGACCAAAUGUAUCUUUGUUUUCUUGUUUUAGUUUUUUGUGCCAUACAGUAAACAUUUCAUUUUCAUUCAAUGCAUCACGCAUUGUCCUGAACUUUCAGAAUGAGCAGCCUAUACUUGUUGCAUUAAUAGCAUGACUGGGGUGAUGGGUAUUUUUUUAGUUUCACUGUCUGCUCAUUUCCCCUGUAAAUCAAUUAGGACAUUUCAUAGUUUAUAUGUUGACUGACUGUCUCAAAUGGCACCCUCUUCCCUAUAUAGUUCACUACUUUAGAGGAUAGGAUGCCGAAGUAGUGCACUAUAUAUUGGAUAGGAUGCCAUUUAAGAUGCAGCUAAUGUGAUUUGUUAAGAGCAUCGUUUCCUGCUGGUUCAGGAAUACUGUAUCCUCAAGCAAAUGUAAAUCUGGUACAUUGUAAAACAUUUUAAUCUCAAAUGAAGCACCUUGACAACCAUAGAAAUGCUGUCUGUUGCAACAGUUAGAAAUGCCUGAUUCACUAGUACUGUAAUGAUAUAUUGAUAUAUUCACUAGUACUGUAUUGAUAUAUUGAUAUAUUCACUAGUACUGUAAUUAUAUGUUGAUAUAUUGAUAUAUUCACUAGUACUGUAAUGAUAUAUUCUAGCCUUGUGCUUUUAUUAUAGCGUUGGGAUUUUACUCAAGUCUGUAUGAUACUGUAACACUGACUGGGAAGUGCAUCCCUGUAAAAGAACACAAAUAUAUAAUUUGGUACCCUGCAUGAGACUUCUCCAACAACAUAUGCCACAGCAGACUUAAGUUUUAUACUGCAGUUCCUAAACAUCUGUGUGAUAUAUCACAACCGAGCAGCAAAAAUAUGUUCUUGUUUUCUAUUUUAUGGCAGUUAUUCUGUCAGCUUUGAUAGAUUUUGUUGCAGCUUGUCUUGAUAAUGUUUUGAAAUUUUAACACUACAGCACUUUUUAAGCAAAGUAUUUUCAGAUAUUUUUGUAACCAUGGUUAUUUCUUUUCAAUCACAACUGUACCUACACCUACUGAGUUUGUUAUUCAGUUACAGCUUCCUUAAAGUGCAAGAUGUCAAAUAAUUCUGUCAAAAUAUUUCAAGAAAAAUUGAUUAUAGCUCAAUGAAAUGAGCACCAUAUAUGUAACUAAAUUUGUCAAUAAAAUAGUUCUAAUGUCUCUUAAA
Messenger RNA from Salvelinus sp. IW2-2015, 8802 nucleotides. The record is from RefSeq and is a predicted model, not a curated record. Lineage: Eukaryota; Metazoa; Chordata; Actinopteri; Salmoniformes; Salmonidae.